CGUUCAAAAAUGCUCCUCAAAGCCCGCAUUUUUACUCUCUUUCUUUUCAAUAACCACCAAAACAGGAACAUGAAGAAUAAACACUCUUCAUUUGCCAUUUCACACUAGUUCGUUAUUGUUACAAUGGCUAAUCUGCUAGAAACUUACGCAUGUACUCCUUCUACAGAGCGUGGUCGUGGAAUUCUAAUCUCCGGUGAUCCCAAAUCCAAUUCCAUUCUAUACACCAAUGGAAGGUCUGUUAUAAUUCGGUAUCUUGAUAAGCCACUGCAAGUCCAUGUCUAUGGCGAGCAUGGCUACCCUGUCACAGUGGCUCGAUACUCUCCAAAUGGUGAGUGGAUUGCAUCUGCCGAUGCUUCAGGCACAAUUAGAAUUUGGGGGGUUCAUAACGAGUUCGUGUUACACAAGGAAUUUCGUGUCCUUUCGGGUCGGAUCGAUGAUUUGCAAUGGUCGCCUGAUCAAUUGAGGAUUGUUGCUUCAGGCGAUGGCAAGGGAAAGUCGCUAGUUCGCGCUUUUAUGUGGGAUUCAGGCAGUACUGUAGGGGAUUUUGAUGGACAUUCGAAGAGGGUCCUAAGUUGUGCAUUUAAACCAACAAGGCCUUUCCGAAUUGUUACUUGUGGAGAGGAUUUCAUUGUCAACUUUUAUGAAGGUCCACCAUUUAAGUUCAUGUUGUCUCACAGGGAGCAUUCCAAUUUUGUCAAUUGUGUUAGAUAUUCUCCAGAUGGUAGUAAAUGCAUUAGUGUAGGCUCAGACAAGAAGGGGAUCAUAUAUGAUGGGAAGACUGGGGAAAUAAUUGGGCACUUGUCGCAGGAAGAUGGUCAUACAUCUAGUAUAUAUGCUGUUAGUUGGAGUCCUGAUAGUAAACAGGUGCUUACUGUCUCAGCUGACAAGUCUGCAAAAGUAUGGGAAAUUUUAGACAAUGGUAGUGGUGGGAAAGUAGUAAAAACAUUGGCCUGCCCCACCUCUGGUGGAGUGGAUGACAUGCUGGUUGGAUGUCUCUGGCAAAAUGAUCAUCUUGUUAUUGUUUCACUUGGUGGCACAAUUCACUUAUUUUCUGCAACUGAUUUUGAUAAAGCCCCAGUAUCCUUCUCUGGACACAUGAAAAAUGUCAAUGCAUUAACUAUAGUCCAGAGUGACCCAAAGCUAAUUCUGACCAGCAGCUACGAUGGGCGGAUUCUGAAGUGGACUCAAGGUCAUGGGUAUAAUGGUAGAAUACAGAAGAAAGAUAAUGCACAAGUUAAAUGUCUGGCAGCUAUUGAACAAGAGAUUAUUAUGUCUGGAGUUGACAACAAGGUGCGUAGAGUUCUUUUAAAUGGAGAUGAAUGUGGAGAAACAGAAAUUGUUGAUAUUGGCAGUCAGCCUAAGGAUUUAAGCUUUGCUAUUGAUUCUCCUGGACUAGCUUUGGUUUCAACCGAUUCAGGAGUUGUCUUGCUUAAGGAUAUGAAAGUAGUGACAAAUAUUAAACUUGGGUUUACAGUGACAGCAUCUAUAAUUGCACCUGAUGGAAGUGAAGCAAUCGUGGGCGGCCAAGAUGGUAAAUUGCACAUGUAUUCGAUUUCUGGUGAUACUCUUACUGAGUUAGCAACCCUUGAGAAGCAUAGAGGUGCUAUUAGUGUUAUAAGGUAUUCGCCAGAUGUCUCUAUGUUUGCCUCAGGUGACCUAAAUCGUGAAGCUGUUGUUUGGGACAGAAGCUCCAAGGAGAUUAAGCUUAAUAACAUGUUAUACCACACUGCUCGUAUAAACUGUCUGGCAUGGUCUCCUACUAAUAACAUGGUGGCUACUGGAUCACUAGACACUUGUGUCAUCGUAUAUGAAAUUGGGAAGCCUGUUUCAAGCCGUAUAACCAUAAAAGGAGCUCACUUGGGCGGAGUUUAUGGCGUCGCAUUUACAGAUGACAGCACUGUUGUUAGCUCAGGGGAGGAUGCUUUUGUUCGUGUGUGGAGGUUAGCCCCACAGUGAAGGUGGAAUUAGUAUAUA
Messenger RNA from Jatropha curcas, 1974 nucleotides. RefSeq names its product actin-interacting protein 1-2. Gene Ontology annotation, molecular function: actin filament binding. Lineage: Eukaryota; Viridiplantae; Streptophyta; Magnoliopsida; Malpighiales; Euphorbiaceae. The record is from RefSeq and is a predicted model, not a curated record. Gene Ontology annotation, cellular component: cortical actin cytoskeleton. Gene Ontology annotation, biological process: actin filament depolymerization.